Molecule: messenger RNA, 2390 nt
Organism: Chelmon rostratus (copperband butterflyfish)
Lineage: Eukaryota; Metazoa; Chordata; Actinopteri; Chaetodontiformes; Chaetodontidae
Gene: siral1
Product: family with sequence similarity 118 member B
Exons: 8
Coding region: 533-1603 (356 amino acids)
Source: RefSeq, a predicted model, not a curated record
CAACAGCUUCGGAAAACUUAAACAUGAGGGGCAAUGUUUAGAAGAAGAAUCGGGAGAGUCGAGAGCGUUUGUGGUGUAUAACGGUGCUCCGGUGCAAUCAAGUGACAUUUUUGUGGCUAAGUGGUUAAUGACAGAUACAUACCACUUUAGUCACUAUGCCUUCAGAAUGACAAGUAAAAUUCAGGUUGUUGCGUCCUUUUAACAACCUCGGAAGUAAAAGCUAACGUUAGCUUAACGAUAGUUGUUAGUUGACGAUAGUUUUUUGUUUUGUUUUGUUUUGUUUUUUUAGGGUUUUGAUUGUCCGCUAUUCUGUCGAGAUACAGUAUCAGUUAACUGUCCCGACGCUAAGUUAUCAUCAGGUUAGCAUUGACACAAUAUAAAGGCUAAAUGCUGCGAACUCAAGACGAUUUCCAAGCGAUCCAGCGUGGUUAAUACAGAAACGACUGUCGCUUACUUCGAGUUAAGAAAGGACUAGCAGCUGCUUGAACAGAAAUAGACGCUGGACAUUAACGUACCAAUAUUUAGGAGCUGAAUGGCCUCCGUUGUUGCGGUGAAAAGUGAGAAGCGACCUGCAGCUGAUUCCCAAGAUGCAGACUCAAAUGCAAAAAAGCCCAGGAAACUGCUGCCCAGCCUGAAGACCAAGCGAGCCCCCGAGCUUGUCCUGGUGAUUGGCACGGGGGUAAGCUCUGCAGUGGCCCCUCAGGUCCCUGCGCUCCGCUCCUGGAAAGGCCUCAUCCAGGCCUUGCUUGAUGCAGCCAAUGAUUUUGACCUACUGGAGGAGGAGGAGAGUCGGCGUUUCCAGAAGCACAUGCAGGAAGAUAAGAAUUUGGUGCAUGUGGCGCAUGACCUCAUUCAGAAACUUUCCCCGAGAACAGGCAACGUGCGAUCCACAUUCUUCAAGGACUGUCUGUAUGAGGUGUUUGACGAUUUGGAGUGCAAGAUGGAGCAUGCAGGCAAACACCUACUGCGCUCAGUGCUCCAGUUAAUGGAGAGCGGCGCGCUGGUGCUCACUACUAACUUUGACAACCUCUUGGAGAUCUAUGCAGCUCAUCAGGGCACCAAGCUGGAGUCUUUGGACCUGACAGAUGAGAAGAAGGUGUUGGAGUGGGCUCAGGAGAAACGGAGGUUAAGUGUUCUGCAUAUCCACGGUGUUUACACCAACCCCAGUGGCAUUGUACUGCACCCUGCUGGCUACCAGAAUGUACUGAGGAACACUGAAGUUAUGCGGGAGAUCCAGAAGCUGUAUGAGACCAAAUCGUUCGUGUUUCUUGGCUGCGGGCGCACAGUGGACGACACAACCUUCCAGGCUCUGUUCUUAGAAGCGGUCAAACACAAGUCCGACCUGGAACACUUCAUGCUUGUGCGACGGGAGGAUGUGGGCGAAUUCAAGAAGCUGCGCGACAACAUGCUGGACAAGGGCAUCAAGGUUAUCUCGUAUGGAGACGAGUACGGUGACCUGCCCGAGUACUUCGAGAGGCUGGCCAAUGAGAUCUGCAACCGUGAUGUAUCUACCAACGGCUGGGGGUCUCCCUCACAGAAUGGGGAGGAACAGCAGAAUGGCUUUAACUCACAGAAAAGCCUCCUUCAAGACUUUCAUUCUUGACAGGCACACAGUCGGGAUCAGUAUCAGUCAUUUUCAUCCACAGCUCCGUCGAGAGAUGUCUACUUUGAGUAGUAAAGUGUGGUUUCAAUCAAUGGAUUUUAGGAAUCCAGGAGCACUAACUAUGGGCCAUGGGAGACAGGUGUCAAUUAUUUUCCAUUAUUAGUUCUUGUUUAAAAAGGGAAAGGGGAAAACUCAACAUCAAUACCCAACCUCACAGUCCCACUGUACUGUAUUGAAAUGCUGCUCAACAUUUCGGAAGCUACAGUAGAAAAAAAAGAAACUGCAGAUGAUUGAAUGGUAUGUUCUCACUUCAUCUUCACAAACAUGAUGUGCUGCAUUGACUCACUGCUUGGAUUUUGACUUCCAAGAAUGCGGCUGGACAAACUUGCAUCACCUUGACCUGCCGACGCACCCUGUAAGAGAAGUUCUGGGUCCAAGCUGUAACACACAUCACGUGCUCUUAACUGAAAACAGCCUUGUGUCGAUAUGUAAGGACUGUAUCUGUCAUGCUCAGCCCUGAAACCAGGAAAACUUGAUUUGCACACUACUGGGAGGGGAAUGGUAUGGGUGGAAAUAAUGUUCCCAGUCGUAGAUGGUGACUUGGCUUGUCCUCAGAAGUUCCGAAGAGUUAAUGUUUUCACAGCAGAGAGGCUCCCAGCCAGUAGCUGUCACUUUGCCACUCCCGUGCAGAAAAUGUUCUUUGUAAGCCUUUUUUGUAUUUUUAAUACUUGCAUGUGUUUUCUGACAUAGUAUUUAUAAGUACUAUUUUCAAAAUAAAGCUUUUGGU